GAGUGAGGGAACCGAGCCGAAGUACGGGACCGUGGAAACGACUGUGGAUGACGUUACAUCAUGAAGUGUGCCGUGUUGUCACCAGCUGUUGUCUGGAAGACGAAGGAAAAGUGGAUGCGUCUCGGUCUAAUGUGAGCCCGCGACCACACCGGACACCGUAGCGGCAUUUUUGGGAGCUGAGAGAUGAGACCGGAUGAGUGAGAGAAGCUCCGGAGCCGCUCCAGCCUCCCAGUGACAGUAUCAAUUACAUAACUGAAGGAGGCAUCGAUAAGACAAAAACUGUGAUAACGGACCACUAGUGCCAGUACAGGUCGGAGGUGAAGCCAUUUUCCUCUGCAGUGAGUGAAACGGUUUAUCUACUCAGUUAUAAGUCAUUUAUACGUGCACUUUCAUUCCUGUAGAGAUAGGUAGCCCACUUGUAGAUCCCUGUGGCUGUGUUACAGCUGAUUAUGUAGCUAGGGAGAUUCAGGGCUCUGAAAACUACAGCACAGCAUGCUGGAGUGACCAGCUACACUGUUUACUCUUGUCAGUCAAUUAGUGUUGAGCAGGCUGAUACUGCAGGGCUCAGCAGUUUGACUUCAGGUCAAAGGUUACUUCUUAAAAUUAGCCUCCCAGUAUCCUACUUCAGUCCAACCUCCAUAUAUGAAAAGCUUGUUUUAAAAUGUGUGAAUCAUUAUCCCUGUAUUUUAUCUCCCAUUUUCUGAAGCCAAAUACAUUGAAGGAAAUGUCAAGAUUAAUUACAAGUGUGUAUAAUAUACAUGUAGGACUUUGCUGCAUAAUUUAAAGCACUUAAACAAGAAGGAAUAGAUGCAUUAUUGUGUGCAAACUCAAACUAAGAAUGUAAAGCAUGUUUUGUUAAAAGACUAAGAGACUACCCCUUGUUUUCUCAGCUGUUAGCCCAGUAUUUCCCUGUUUCUAGCAGUGGUGGACCGAACAGUAGUCAAGUUUAAUCAGAAUGUGAACCAAAUUGCUGUACAAGUCGAAAAUAUAUUAUAAAAAAAGGCAAAUUCGGGUUAAAAGACACCGAAAACACAAUAAUUAACACAGCAAAAAAACACAACAUGGAAAAGCAAACUAAAAAUGUCAAACUGUCACUCUCAACUAAUGUCAAGCCUAUGUAUAGAGAUGUGUUUUAAAUAGAGCCCGACCAAUUUAUCAGCGAGUUGAUUAAAUCGGCCAAUUUUAGCCCGUUUGAGACUUAUUGGUAAUCGGCCAAAACUCCCCGAUUUUCGCAGAUAUUUUCAGAAAUAAAAUGCAGAGAAUAAGAUUCGGUUUUACUUCGAUAAUGUUCCGCCAUUUGAAAAGUUCCCUGACUUAUCCUGUAGAUGGCGCAGCAACCUCAACCUCAACCUCUCUUACUGAGGCAGCUGCAUGUCUCCAGAUGAGGCUGGACCGGAAAUGAGUAACGUGAGUUAAUUGGUAAUCGGAACCCCCCCCUCCCCCAAUUAAUCGGUAUCUGCAUCGGCCCUAAAAAAUCCAUAUCAGUCGGGCCCUAUUUUUAAGUAAUGAUUUUAAACUUUCAAGAGUCUGAGCAGUUCUUUUAUCAAAGUGAAAGUUGCGCUCUCUUAAUUGUUACUUGGGUUGAAAUAUUAGAUUACUGCUGUAGCAAUCAUAGUCAACACUGAAUAUCUUUAAAAUAUUUAAGCACUUAUUCUAUCACUGAAAAUAUCUCAAAACAUUGUAUUUGAACUCUGCAUCAGUGCAGCCAAGAAUACAUGGGUGUACACUUAUAUAUGUAUUUAGAGAACUAUUUACAUACAGAUUACAGAUUUUUAGAUUUGCAUUUACCUCUUUGGGCCAAGUCCUGUAUAAAUCAAGAGAAAUCAUCAAGUUAAGUCAGAUUUUAUAUAUAGAGCAUGUUCAAAAUAGAAAGUAGAAAUGAAAACAUAACAGGAAGUUACCUCAGUCUCUUAGCUGGAAUGAAAAACCACAGAUGAAGUUUGACCAACCAACCGAACAAUCAGCAGCACAAGUCAGGCACAGACGACUUGGUUAAGAAGAAAAUUCAUCUGUAAUUAAACAGUUUUUUAAAAUUACGCAGCUACAUCUCAGGUUGGAUAAAGAAUUCUUGAACAUUUCAAACAAACCUCAGUCAUGGACUAACGAUACGACCAUGAACUCAGUUGGUGAACCGUAAACCUUCUCUGCUGUUGCCAUCAGUCAACACUAAAUUAACUGUCUGACUGACAUUUGCUCUGUAUUUACUUUAUGUUCAACCAUGGAGACAUACAAGUACGGCAACACCACGAAGACAAAUGACAUGCAGAGCUGCACAAACACAGUUGACUGUCUUUGGGAUUAUGUUUUAAGUGAAGAAAAUGAAUCAGCUGACUUUAGAGCAGGAUUGUGAGGAGUCUUUUAGAUGUAGUGGAGAAAAAUCCAAAGUUUUCCCCAAAGUAAUACUAAAAUAAAGCAGAUAUAUACUCAGAUAGAGCACUCAGAUAAAGUUUAUAUACUUAGUUAAGGUCCACCACUGUCCCCAAGAUGGAUGUUGAUAAAAAGCUAUUUAAGAUUUUGAUACUGAUGGAACAUUAAGUUUGUAAAAGCAGGCCUUGACUUACAGCCCAGCCCUACUUUUGAGUAAUAUUUUAAUUUAAUAUCUCGAGCUAAGAGUGAGUAAAUAACAUGUUGUUAUCAGCACAUACUGUAGAUACUGACUAUUAGAAGUUUUCCAAUAUUCUAGAUGAAGUCUGGUCUUCUGCAGACUGUCAAUAAUCAGAUUGAGACCUUGUUCUCUUUAUCUCUCGGCACACAGACGUUUAUCUCACCGCAGCCUGAGACAAAGUUCAAACAGGAGGUUCAAAGGGGAGAUUGUGCUUUUGAAGUGGCACCCCCGCCACUGUCAUGAACGUGGGCACGGCGCACAGCGAGGUGAACCCAAACACCCGGGUGAUGAACAGCAGAGGGAUGUGGCUCUCCUACAUCCUGGGCAUCGGCCUCCUGCACGUCAUCCUGCUCAGCAUUCCCUUCGCCAGCGUGCCAGUGGUCUGGACCCUCACCAACCUCAUACACAAUCUGGUCAGUAAAGCAUAAUUUCCACCAGAACCACCAGCCUGGCUUCUGUAUUUUUUUUUUUUUUUUUCAUGAGUUGUUGAAGAAGUGAGGUCAAUUAAGGACAUGAUGAAGAGCUGUCUGAGAAAAGCUUUCUAUUUGGGGGAUGGAAAUAGCUGUAUAACAAGGGAAGAAGUAAAUCACAGCACAAAGAUGUUUCUAGGAAGCUGCUUUAUUCAAGAAGUUCUUGUUAUGCCUCAGUUGGCUGAAACCUUUUUGUAUUAUUACUCCAUGUUGUUAGUCUUCGACAAGCUUGAAAAACACGUUUUGUUCUACAACCAAUCACGAUUUUACGUGGUGUGAAAUUAUAAAGGCAUGACGAUGGUGGAGUGCGUCACAGCACUGAUGCAGACCCAGGUUAUGAAGUAGGUCUUGACAUUUGUAUUGAAAGAGAGACAUUAUGAGGCGUAAAUGUGUUGCCUUUUAAAGGACUUUUUCUAAGUUUUAGGCACUAAACUAUCCAAAAAUGAUGGUUCCGUCAGAAGCACAAACUGAUUUUUUUAGUUUUAUUUUACAGAAAAUUUGGGAAAGUUUUAUGACGAGCAAAAGUAAAUUACAAGGAAUGCGGAAAAAAGUUAACUGUCAAAUCUGAUCUUUUCCUCGCUUGUACAGUUCCGCCAUCACUUCUCUGUACUCGGCAUGCUGACUCAAAACUUCAGGGCUGUAAUCUUCCUCCACACGAAUUUGCUGGCCCCGUUACUCCAGCCUCCCUCUUCGUCGACUUUUAUCCCGUAGCAGUGUAAUCGGAGAAUGACCGGGCGCGAUCGCUGUCCCGGGGCCGGUUUGGCAGUUAGUGAGCAGAGUGUUGCUCCAGUAGCACAGACACAGCAUCAACUGUUACGCUAGCUGCCAACGAUGAAUUGUCCAUUUUGGAAGAUUUACCUCUCUUCGGAGUCAUUUGUAACUAGACCACAAUAAGAUAAUUGACACCAAUAAAUUACAGCAAGUUGUCGUAGAAUGUCUGAAUGAAAUGUUAUAAGAUGGAAACAUGCAGGAGCUGCUCUCCGUUGCUUCUACUCCAUGUGGCCGCUUAACUGGAAGUCUCCUUUGAGGUGUUAUACUUUAUUUUUUGGGGGGAGUCUUUAGUGAGUCCAGAACUGAUAGUCACGGUCCAGGGAUGAUGUAUUUUAUCAUGCAGUUCAAAAGUUCCUGACAUCACAUCUACUUGUUUCUUGCUUGUUUUUUAAAUCUUAACAAUCAAAUCAAAAAAGUGAAAGAUGAAGUCCUUAAAGCUCCUGUCAGGAACUUUUCAUUCGUGCACAUUUUGAACAAUCUUUGUUUACCUUGUCCUCCAUGUGCCUUAGUAGUAACUUUACAAAAAAAUAUUCCAUCCUGCUGAAUUUUGACUCUUAAAUGUGUCAAUUUUUGUCAAUAUUGUACAUGAAAAUUAUAAAUCAAGGCUGUUUUUCACCCGCAUGGCCGACACCAACCCCCUCAGACCAAUUCAAUGGAGUCAAAAUAACAACAUACAGUUUUUUCAUCUUGUCAUAUUUGCUUUCGGAGAUCAUAAAAAGGCAUCAAUAUGAAUUUCAGUUGAUUUUAUAGUCAUAGAAAAAAACUCCACAGGAGCUUUAAUUGAUUCAGUGCAUUAAUUGUUUCUUUAAUUGUUUUUCCUAUCCAGACCUGUUUAAUUAUUUUCAGUCCAUCUUCUUUCAUUAUUUUACUCAGCCUUUGUUUUAAGGUGCGUUGUCUUUUAGUCCGUAAGCUUUGCUCCGUUGUCUCCUUGUUUUAUUCUCAUACCGUGAGUGUUUAUGUUUGUGAAGCACUUUGUCACUUUAUUUGAAUAAAAGCUGUGUAAAUAAAAGUUAUUACCCCUCUAAUUAUCAUCAUAUCUCUGAUCUCUUGCAGUGCAUGUACCUCCUACUUCACACGGUCAAAGGGACGCCGUUUGAGACCCCAGAUCAGGGCAAAGCCCGCCUCCUCACGCACUGGGAGCAGAUGGACUACGGCGUUCAGUUUACCGCUUCACGAAAGUUCCUCACCAUCACACCCAUCGUCUUGUAAGUGUCUCUGCGCUCUUCGUGCUUACCUUCGGUUGUGUAACAGGUGACAGGAACAGCUGAUCAUAAAGAGCGGAUCUAAAUUAGAGUACACAGCGGGAAACAAGUAAAGCAGGCUUGUGUGUGCUGUGGUGCCAUCACUUUGACAUUAAGAAGGUGAAAAGAGAACAAACAGAAAUACUCCUAAGUGCCUCAAGAACGACGUGAUCCUGCUGCAGCGUCUGAUCAUUAAGACUCACUUUGGUUUAUAGGUUUCUGUGGAAGUGGGUGAUCGUCUCUGUCUGCUGAUUUUUGAUUCGCAGCUGAGUUUUAUUUUUGCAGAAUCUAGAAUCAUCUGUAAGAGAAAACAAUUUCCACCACUUUAAGCUUUAUUUAUGAGUUUUCACUCACAUCGAGAGUUGAUUGAUUAUCCUUCCUGCUGCCUCCCUCAUUAGCCAAGCUCACAAAUUGUUAAGGGGCUUAGUAUUUGCAGCAGGACUCCACGCUGCUUUCAUGCCCUUUUCUGUCCCUAUUAAGCAGCACAGUUCACUUUACAGGAAGCUCCCUCUCUCUCUCUCAGACUCCCUGGGGUUAGUUUGCCAGCUCAGCUUGAACAUUGUCCCGAUAGCAGUUUUGCAGGUACAUGUUUGCAUUCGCCAGAAUCGAAGGCCUCCCUUCAUUUUGUUUACCAGCAGGGAGACACGAGUGGUCAGUCUGCAGGCUUCAGAUGGAAAAAAAGCAACAACGCAUCCACUGAAGUUUCUCAAGAGCCUCUUUCACAUGUCUUCACUUGUUCAGCAGAGAACAGAAUGUGCGGUUUGUCAGCCUGAGCUUGAGAAAAAUUGUGAUGUGGUAUUCCAGUUAAGUCCUUAAAUGCCGCUUACAUCGAACUCGGUAGCUUGUAUUGACUGGAGUGUUUCUGUGCCUAGACCGCAUACUAUAUGUGCAUCCACUGCCAGCAUGUAGUGACAGUCAGGGCUUGUAAUAGAAGGGGGAUAAGAGCUUGUGAGAAAUAACCUUGUUGGUUAGAUUAGAUUUAGAGCUCAGCAGUAAACAGGCUUUGUUACAGGAAGAUUUUCAGUUCCAACGAUAUUGGAGAAAAGAUAUAAGAAAUAUCUGAAAGUAUUUUAUCAACAACACAUCUAUAUUUCUAAUUCAGCCAUUAAAUUGAGGCUGGCCCCUCCUAAAAGAAACAUCCUGAAAAGAGAGAGUAAUCAUCAGAUCGUGACGGUGCAUCUGGGCAUGUAUAACCUGCAGGCAAACGGCACACUUUUGUUUUCGCAACAUCCCCAUUUCGGUGUAAAUGCACGCAACAUCAAAAGAGAAAAUGAAGAUAAACUAGAUCGAGGCUUAAAUAAAAACUGAUUUUGCAAUUCUGUUACUCUGCAUGUUGAAACACCGUCACUCCUUCAGGUGUUGGCGCUUUGUGUUCCAGUUUGGGAACACCUUACUGUGAAUUUUAGGAGAAAAUCAACUGGGAAUCUAUUACAAACAACAGGACUAAAAAUCUAACUUCUACUGGUGUUCCCCUUUUGAAGACGUUUGCAUCACCAACUAACCAUCGGUCACUUUUCUGGCAAAUAUUUUACAAAGGAACAGAAAAAAAGUGGUGGCACCACAGCAGAUGUUUGCUCUUGCACAAAAGAUCCAACAUAUAUUCUGAGGUUGCAAAUUCUGAGGUUGCAAAGAUUGAAAACCAAGAAGGUCAUAAUUGUGAGACCUGAAAUUCGGAGUUGUGUUUUUAUGUUAUUUUCUGUUUAGGUUAUUCUAAACUCAUUGUUUUCCUCGCCAACAGAGACUCAUAUAUGACCAUUUUUUGCAGACUAGCAAUUUACCGUAAAGUCUGAAAUAUAAGUUGCAGUAUAUGGAUGCAAUUUGUUUUUUUAGGAUUAUUGGAGGAAAAAAAAAUUAAAAUUCCUUCCUGAAAAGAAAAUUCUGUUGAGUUCAGCAACUUUCCUUUUAUGUGCAGCUGUGUAGCACUCUGUACACCUAUCAUUUUCUGCCAUACUGCGAGCAAACCAUACAGUUGGUUACGCUCAACCUAUGGUAACACUUACGUUUGUGAGGUUUGGACCUACUGCCAGGCUGGACUGGUUCUCUUAGGUCUGUGACACCCCCUUCUGCUGGUCACUUUUCAUAAAUUGAGUCUUUUCAUUCAACAAGUCUAACUAAUAGCUGAGCAUCAUGGUUAUGACUGAAUGAAGGGAAAGAGCUGGAAAAGCGGUGACAAAUGUCCCGUCUACCCUUGGUAUGUAUCUGUAAUGCCUUGUGUAACAAUAUGACUUCUUACUCAUACUCAGAUUUUGCUUGUACUGAUGUUUACGAUGCCUCUUGACAAAAAAAGGUAUUCAAGUGCAUCCUAGACAUCAAAGUUUAUGACACUUCAAGACAACAGUCAUCACACUUUUCUGUAAUUUUUUUUGCAGGUAUAUUCUGACCAGCUUCUACACCAAAUACGACCGAGUCCAUUUUGUGGUCAACACAGUUUCUUUGCUCACUGUACUCAUCCCCAAGCUGCCUCAGCUACACGGCGUGAGGAUCUUUGGCAUUAAUAAGUACUGACAGGGCUGAAGAGGACACCUCCUUCCUUUGAGUCUCAGCGGACCGGCUGAGAGCACACAGAGGAUCACGCCUCUGAUUUGACUGCAGAUCUACGAGGAUCCGUCGCUCUGGACUCUGCUGUGCUCUGCUCUAAAUGAAGCCCGCUGAGGAUACUGCCAUGGUACCAAACCUCAAUACACUUUACAGAGAGGACGGAGAGAAAGUGUACUGCAGAGGUUCUUUGUGGCCUGUUUCCUUUGAGUUAAAGGUUUUCUAGGGACACUUUACAGCAUCGGUAAGGGAGCAUUACGCCUGUUAAAAUGACAGUUUGGUGUCGAGGGGAGAGGACAAUGACACCCACUGGCACUCUGACGCUGUAGUCUGACUUAUUUUCUAUGUAAUGACACAGUGCUGUAUUUAUUCAGCUUUCCUCUCACCAGAAGUGUCUUUUGCUCGAGGUUUCUGGGGAGUCAAACAAUAUUUUAAUGAAACGAUGAGGGACUUGUGAACUGCAGCAGAGGCGAGACAAAAAAACCCACACGGUUUUAUAUUUAGCCCUCGCUGUGCUGCUCAGGGCCAAGAUAGUGAAGUUAAGUAGCUCUUAUUUUAUCUGACCAUUUCCAUAUUUGGACCCCUUUUGUCCUGUUUCUGUGUCGCAGUGAGCCUCCUGUCUGCAGAACCGUCUAGCCUGAGUGUAGAAAGAAUGUUCCGGAGCAGUCCACUGAUCCAAUACGGUACGAUAAGAAGGUCAUCAGCUGAGUGACAAGCGCUUAUAUCCUUAAUUAUUUCACAAAUAAAGACUCCAAUCUUAUCAGAGUCACCUUUUAAACUGAAGCGAUAAAUGAUGGAAACCUUAUAGGUCAAAAAUACUCGCAUUUCCUUUUUUUCUCUCUCCGCAGUUUCAGAAGCGAAGGACAGAACUUUUCAAAACCCCUCUCAAAGUUUCAUGUCUGUUGUGUUGGCUAACUCAGCUUAUCUGCUGUCUGGUGCUGAGCAGGUCCGAGUGUCAUUUGAUAAAGGUACGAUAAUAGCAAACGAAGUUCCUUGUAGAAAACAGUUUAUUACCUCAUGCUAAAGUAAUCCUCUUUAUCAACCAGGUAGCCAGGAUGGUCAACUGUGACCAACUAUUACAUCUGACCUGCUUUUAAAGGUAAAAUGCGUAGAAUUCAGCAGAAUAGACUUUGUAGGAGUGGAAUAUUAUACUCAUAAGUAUGUUUCAAAGGUUUUGUUUACUUAAUAUGAACCUUUUAAAUCUGCACAGGAGGCUGAAAUCUUGCACCAACACAUUUCUACAGUAGCACAGAAGGGACAAACUAGUCUGAUCUUUGAGAAAUGCUCAGUUGAAGGACAAAUAAGUGCGAAAAUGAAUUUGUACUGGUAGAUUUUUUGAUGGUAAAAACUUGACAAAUGGAGGAUCGUAGAGGAGUGUCUCAUCCUCGAGGGCCACCGUUGCUUUGCUGACAGGAGGGUUGAGCUAGGGGGCAGCUGAAUCUAGAAUCUGACAGCUAGAUAUCGUGAAAUAUUUCUUUACGCAGUAUCUUUAAAUCUUCUCAAGCUUUACAGUCUUUCGCCCAAAAAGUGAAAAUGAAAAUGAAAGGAUGGAUGUUUCAACCAAAAUCAUGCAGCAGAAUCCAAAUCUUCAUCUUUAAAGCUCCUGUGAAGAACUUUAGGUUUGUGUUGAGUUUGGUGCCCCUUGUGGACGAAACGGUACUGCGAAGCGUUUUGCUGGUUUUACUUUGUACACCCAGAUGUUAGAAUCAUCUUAAAAUUCAUUUGUGAUAGAGAUGUUUCAAACCCGAUCAAGGAUGACUUAAAACUGAGACUUAAAUGUGAAUUCAGGAAACUUAGAUACUGGAGGUCAACACGAAGCAUUUCAUCAUGGCUGUUAGUUGAAUUUAAGAAAUGAAGAUGGAAUUUUAGGUUUUAUUAUAGGAAUGUUUGUCUGUAAUUCUGCGUCAUGUAUUAUUCUGAUACCAAACGCUCUUCAGAUAAUCUUUAAAUAGUAUAGUUAAACCUGUGUUAAAUGUUAGAUUUGAAGGUUAAAUAUGUUAUUUCAUGAGGUGAAAAAUGGGACAACUUCCAACAUGUUUGGAAAGAAAAAGGUUUUAAGCACAUUUUAGUCUCAGCAGAGCAGUAACCUGUAGCUUUAGUAGCAAAAUUACUGGCUGUGAGAAGCAGGAGUCUUCGUAGUUACACAGAGUUUUAUCUAUUAAGGAAAUAAAAAUCCAAGUUUUCAUCAUUUGGACAUUUUGAAUCAUACUCAGUGAUACGUUGGUGUACGUUUUGUUUAUUUGCACAGUGUGAUAGAUUAUGAGUAACAGCGAUCGUGGCCCAACUGCUGGUUUGUAAAUACAACUUUCAUCAUGUUUCAACCUCAACUCUGAUAUUUCUGAGAUAAAGUCACCAUAAAGGGCUUACUUCAUUGACACACUGUGAUAGUUCACAGCACAAAUGGUUUCUUUUUUUAAACUUGGCAACGGUUUGUAAUGAAUGUCGACUAAAUGUGAAAGAGCGUGCUCCCAGCCUGUUUGGAUUCUGAAGGAACUGUCAAUGUGAUUGUCUGUACGAGAGCUUGACCCCAAAAAUACAGUGUUUUUAAAAAAACGUUGAAGUUUGUUUCUCUUCUGUG
Messenger RNA from Xyrichtys novacula (pearly razorfish), 10200 nucleotides. The record is from the annotation of a GenBank genome assembly. Lineage: Eukaryota; Metazoa; Chordata; Actinopteri; Labriformes; Labridae.